GGCGAAGCUUUGUGUCUUGGUGGGUGGGGGGACGAUCCGGGCGCGAGGGCUCCCGAGGAGGCUGCCGGCCGGGGUCUCCGCCCGCCCCCGGCACCCCUCCUACCGCGCCGCGGUCUUGGCUGGAGUUGCAGACCUGCCUGUUGGGGGUUUUCCACGGGUUUUCCACACCCGUUGAGGGAAUCGGUCUCAGAAGGAAUUUCUUUUUUUUUUUGGCCGCAGUUUGGUUGUGCUGGGCAUUUCCCCCUCCCCUUCUCUCCACCACACACUGGUGAGAGGUCUUGGCGACCGUGGCACAGGCCGAAGGCUGAGGGCUGAGAUGGCGGGGCUGGUGGCCGCGGACCGGAGGGGAGGGACGCGGGGAGGAAGGAGUUUUGCUCAAGUUCGCAGUCUGCGUCGCGGAGCUGGUCAGGCGGGGAGGGUCGGCUGCGCGCCCUGUCCUGCUCCGGGCCACCGGUGGGAAACUUCCCUAGAGCGCAGCCUCCCGGGGGACUCGGCGCCCCCGACGCCUCGGGCGCUCACUCCGGCCGCCUGGGCCCCGCCUCGCCGCCCGCGAGCACCGAGGUCGCGCUCUCCCCGCCCCCGCCUUCCUCCUCCCCCGGCGGCUUCCGGAUCUGGACCGGGCAGGAGGAGCGGCUCCGAACACUUCCCCCGGAGACCCCUCCCCACUGGCUGCGAUAGUCCCCUGCCCUGGCACCCCCGCUUCGCGCGCGCCCCAGUGGCCAGGCUGACAAUGAAACCUCGCGCCUGUGCGGUUGUGGGGAGAGGUGGAGGGGUGCCUUCUCAGGACCUCCCUCUGAGCCCAGAGAAGGUGCUGCAGUGGGAGAGCCUGGGAAAGCUGGUGCAGCCGGAGCCUAUGGCCUCGUGGGGGGACUCUCCCCACUCCUGCAGCCGCACCGUGAAGGUGAGAGCCGGACCUGGCCACAAUGGACACUGGGCUUUGGCUGGACAGACACAGGGAUGAAUGAACCAGUAAUGAAUGAAUGAAUAAAUGAAUGGAAAGGGAAAGUUUCUCAAUUGGAGGUGUUCAUUUUUUUAAAAUGAUUUUUCAAUAUUUAUGUUUUAAAAUAUGA
Bubalus bubalis (water buffalo) is the source of this 1070-nucleotide messenger RNA. Its product is annotated as translation initiation factor IF-2-like. The record is from RefSeq and is a predicted model, not a curated record. The transcript is spliced from 3 exons. Bases 317 to 961 code for a protein of 214 amino acids. NCBI's taxonomy places the organism in Eukaryota, Metazoa, Chordata, Mammalia, Artiodactyla, Bovidae.